CUCUAGUUUACAUCUCUCCACAAAUAACAUACUCAGAUAUUAUCUAUAAAUCAAAAAGCAGUUGUGAUCAAUCCUAGUUUUUUAAAUAGUCUGGGAAAUGCGACGCGUUUUUUCACGUAUAAAUGUUUGCGUAAUGACAUUUUUGUAGCAUCACACACUCUCUUCUUUCUUUUCCUUUUUUAAAAUAUGAGUGAUACUAAUAUCUCCAAAUUUUGUGAUAUCACAGGUGCUUCAGCAGAAAUAGCACAACAGUUUCUAGAAAUUGCAGAUAACAACUUUGAAACAGCAGUGACACUCUUUCUCGAAAACGGUGGUGGUACUACACACUCACGGCCAGUGUCUAUCCACUCUGAUAAACAAGAGCCUCUUCUGGCAGACGAGGAGCUUGCUAGACAAAUUCAAGAAAGUGAGAAUAGUCAUGAAGUAAGAGCGCCUAUUGCGCCCAAAACAGACAUUUUGGCUGGCCCAAGCAGCGACAUGUUUCACCAGCCUUCAUCUUCUUUUAUGUGGAACCCGCAAAGAGAACAAAGUCGCCCUUCUAUAUUCAACCAAGGCGAUUCCACUACUGGAUCUAUGCCAGAUUUUUUUGAGCGAUUAAAUCCAGAAGGCCCCAGUCGAUCUUCCACUGGAUCACCUGAAGGUGUUAGCCCAGUUACUUCAAAAGCCAAACGAUUAGCUGAUCUCUUUAGACCACCUUUUGAUAUCAUGUUUAAAGGCAAUUUCGAAGAGGCAAGAGAAAGUGCAAAAGAAAAAAACAAGUGGUUGAUGAUUAAUGUGCAAGAUCCAACAGAAUUUGCAUGUCAAGUGAUGAAUAGAGAUUUAUGGAGUGAUUCGUUUGUCAAGGAUAUCAUCAGAGAAUCAUUUGUUUUCUUGCAAUAUGCCAAAGACAGUGCUGAUGGCAAACGCUAUCAUACAUAUUAUUCAAUAAGUGGAUUCCCUCAUUUGGCUAUCAUUGAUGCGCGUACGGGAGAACGUGUCAAAGUCUGGGAGAAACAAUUGAGUGCUACUGACUUUAUGAUGGAUAUCACUGAAUUCUUGGAACAAAACUCUUCUACACGAGCAAUGGCGACCAUGAAAAGACCGAGAGUACAAAAGAACAUAUCCGACAUGACAGAAGAAGAACAGUUGAAUGCGGCUAUUGCAGCUUCAUUGAAUGGAAGUACUGAAUCAACUCAGUCCACAUCACCACAAACAAUGGAAGUUGACUCAAAAGAAAAAGAGAAGCAUGAGGAAGAAGUCGAAGAGAAAGCAGGGUCUGCUUUUGAUGGCAUAAAAGCAGUUGAAAGAGAGGAAACAACAGACAUGACUAAUUCAACGCGAAUUCAGUUGAGAAUGGGAGAUGGAAGUAGAAUCAUUCGACGUUUCCUAAAAUCAGAUCCUGUGCGUUAUUUGUUUGAAUUCAUCAAGGCAGAAGUGCCAGAAGCGGCCAAUCAACCAUUUGAGCUUGUCUUUAAUCGUACACAAUUGAUUGAUGUACUUGAUCAAACUAUUGAGGAAGCAGGGUUGUCUAAUGCAGCAGUAAACUGUGUAUUUAUUUAAUACUGAAAUAGUAACUACUAGCCAGAUCAGAGAAUAAAUAAACUAAUCAGUUAAUGUUGUACACAUUAUCAUUAUAAA
Molecule: messenger RNA, 1617 nt
Organism: Gilbertella persicaria
Lineage: Eukaryota; Fungi; Mucoromycota; Mucoromycetes; Mucorales; Choanephoraceae
Product: thioredoxin-like protein
Exons: 6
Coding region: 187-1539 (450 amino acids)
Biological process (GO): proteasome-mediated ubiquitin-dependent protein catabolic process
Cellular component (GO): nucleus
Molecular function (GO): ubiquitin binding
Source: RefSeq, a predicted model, not a curated record